Molecule: messenger RNA, 2142 nt
Organism: Apis cerana (Asiatic honeybee)
Lineage: Eukaryota; Metazoa; Arthropoda; Insecta; Hymenoptera; Apidae
Product: antitrypsin
Molecular function (GO): serine-type endopeptidase inhibitor activity
Source: RefSeq, a predicted model, not a curated record
UUUUUUGUUUAUAUCUGUAAUUUUUCUAUUAAUAUUGAAUAUCAGAUUUAAUGUGAAUGAAUUUAUGUUAAUUGUGUGCGAUCAUAUAUAAAAUUAAACAUGUACUUCGCGAUUGGUUGAGUAUUUGUUGUCAAUUCUUGGUAGGCUUAUUCUUUCCAUAGGAUUGGAGUUCUUUAUCAUAGUUUAUAUUCCUUCAGUUACUCCUUACAGUCUACAUUUAGCUUUUGAAGAGAAUUGACAGCUUUUGAAAAAACUCUAAUAUGCAUAUAAUGACAGGAAGUUUUUGGUUGUUGAGUUUUACUCUAAUAAUAAUGGCAAAAGCAGAAAAUAAAGCAUUAAGUACUGUUUUAGAAAGUACAAAUCAAUUCUCUUCUUCAUUAUUUCAGGCUGUAGUAAAAGAUCAUUCUGGCAAUCUUAUAAUGUCUCCUCUAAGUGUAGAUAUUGUUCUUGCCAUGACUGCUUAUGGAGCUCAAGGAGAAACAGAAAACCAGUUUAGAAAUUUACUUCAUCUUCCAUCUUCAGACAAUCUUGCCAAGUCUGGUUAUCAAACACUUAUUGAUAAUCUUAAUGAUGUUAAAGAAAAUAAACUGCUUCUUGCAAAUAAAGUUUUCGUAGGUAAAAAUUUUGGUAUCAAACCAAUUUUUAAAGAUUUGACAAAAGAUUACUUCCGUUCUGCUACUCAAGUAAUAAACUUUGCCAAGUCCAUGGAAGCAGCAAAUAUUAUUAAUACAUGGGUUGAACAAAAUACAAAUAAUCUCAUUAAAGAUCUUAUAACUGUUGAUGAUCUGAAUGAAAUGACAACAUUAGUACUUGUUAAUGCAGUUUAUUUUAAAGGCCAAUGGAAGAAUAAAUUCAAUCCUGAUUAUACUAAGGAUAUGCCAUUUCAUGUUAAUAAGGAUACAAUAAAAAAUGUUCCUACCAUGUAUAAACAAGGCAAAUAUAAAUAUGGUGAACUUUCUAAUUUAAAUGCUAAAUUUAUUGUAAUACCUUAUAAGGGUGAUGAAUUAAAUAUGAUCAUAAUUCUUCCAAAUGAAAUUGAUGGUUUAUCUGAAGUUGAAAAAAAAUUACAAAAUAUAAGAUUAUCCGAUAUUCUAAAUCAAGGAUAUGAACAAGAAAUACAAUUAUAUUUACCAAAAUUCAAAGUAGAAAGUGAAAUACAUUUUAAUAGUAUUUUACAAAAGAUGGGAUUAAUUGAUGCAUUUACUUCACAUGCUAAUUUUUCUGGAAUUAGUGAUGAAAAUAUACAAAUUAAUAAAGUUAUACAAAAAGCAUAUAUUGAAGUAAAUGAAGAAGGUAGCGAAGCUGCUGCUGCUACUGAAUACCAGAUUGAACUCUUCGUGUAUCCUUCCUUAGAAGAAUUUCGAGUAAAUGGACCAUUUCUUUAUGCAAUCACUUCAGGAAAUGACAACAUAAUUCUCUUCAAAGGCCAAAUCAUUAAUUCUGAGGCAGUCGUCUGAUUUCCAUAAUUAUAUUCAUAUUUUUUUAUUUCAUUUCAAUUAAUUGAUUUCUUUAAUUCUUUCAAAAAUUGUUUAUAUUAUAAAUUAAUAUUAUCAAUUUUUUUCAUUCUUUUUCUUUCUUUAUAUUCAUUUUAAUAUAAUCAAUUUUUUUACAUAAAUUAUUAUUUUAAUUAUAUGAUAAUAUUAUUUAAUAUAUUUAAUAUUAUAUUUUUAUAUUGAUAAUAUUACUUCAUAUAAUAAUGAUAAUAUAAUAUACUAAUGCCUUAUAUCCCGAUAUUUGCCAUGCAAAUUAACCAGUUUUGUAUUUAACUUAUGGAUAUGAUAUAAGGCAUUUCUGUGUAUAAUAAUUAUCCAAUUCUUUUCUUAUUUAUUAUUAAUUCGUAUUUUUUGAUUAAACGAAUAAUUCACAAUUAAUUGCUUGUGACAGGUCUGAGUGUAAGGCCUCUUUCAAGUUUUUGGUCACCGCCGAAGCCCAUUGAGUUCUACGUCAAUCGACCAUUUUUAUCAAUUAUUAAAUAUAACUAUACAAUUUUGUUCUUAGUGAAUGUUGUGUGGUAGAAUUUUUUUCACCUUCAAAAUUAAGGACAUAAUCAAUUCAUAAUCGAUUUUACAUAAUACAUUGAAAUGAUUCUAAGCUUUUUUAUUUUUUACAACAUAAAAAAUUGAAUUAAAAAUCAAUAGCAAA